Phialemonium atrogriseum is the source of this 1678-nucleotide messenger RNA. RefSeq lists its product as uncharacterized. The transcript is spliced from 3 exons. Lineage: Eukaryota; Fungi; Ascomycota; Sordariomycetes; Cephalothecales; Cephalothecaceae. The record is from RefSeq and is a predicted model, not a curated record. Bases 160 to 1377 code for a protein of 405 amino acids.
GUUCAAAUGCGUAUGGAACAAGUAUGCUGAGGUCAAAUUGCCCACUCACCUCAGGCAUCAUCAACCCGGCAUAUUUCUUGGAAUUGGUUGCCCGAUUGACGGCUCGAAUAAGCGACUUUAGAGCCACACCUGCUCCUCCAUUCCCUCUAUUGGCUUUCCAUGAUGCCGGCACUAGGGCCGGCGACGGCGUCGUCCUCGCCCCGGUCGCAGCCCGCAUCACCAGUAUCCCCGGACUACGAAAUUGAGCCCGAUAUCGUCGGCGCAACACAACGGUACGGCAGUCGUCCUCAGACUCCUGAGCUGCAGGUGGACCAAGUGGACCAGGUGCCGCUUGCGUAUUCUCCCAUGUCAUCACCAACCCUACCUUCGCCUAUGAGUCUUUACCAUUUCGGUCUCGGAUCCUCACACCUCUCCCCUCUGCGGAGACAGCUAUCUUCCCACCUGGCCGUGAACUUCCCUCCGGCCUUCUCUAGGAAUGGCAAUAGUGAUGCGGGCGGUGAGCUGAGCGACGACGAGGAUUCGCUGGGGGAGAACCCGAGUUCCGAACUAGACAGCCUCACACAGGAUCGCAAGGAUGUCCUUCUAGACCGGCUGAAUGACUUGGUGCAGCGACUGUCUGGUGGCGGGGCCAUUCAGGAGGCCAGCAUUGACUCUCUACACGCCAAAGUUGGCGAUAUGGAAGACAUACUCACUAGCGACGGUCGAGCAUCCCGGCCUAGAAGACCCCGACGCCCACCGUUGCCAGGACGAGGAAGUUUCCUACUUGGUCCUUCCCAGCUAUCUGAGCAUCAGCAACAUGAUCUCUGGACACCGGCUACUCCUGAUUGGCUUGCCCCGCGCUUCCCUGAGAUGGUUGAGUCCGGCACGGCUGCGGAAGGCCCGAUCGCCGUUCCGUCAUCCGAUAACCGCGCCGGGGCUGGCGCCAAACCCUCGACCGAAGUUGCGGACCGUCUUGCUGUUGAAGCCCAAAGACUCUGCGCCGAUUUGACCUCGGCCCUCUCAAGCCUGCAGGCCCGGCGGGAGGAAUCAGAGCAUUUAUCAGAGAUGCUCAUUGAACGAGCAGAAGGCGCCGCCAAGCGAAUCCUGAAACUGGAAGAGGACAUGACCAAACUUACGGACGAGGUCGACGAUAACGAAUCCGAGCUCCGCCAUCUACAGCUGCGACUCAGGGCGCUGGAGGUCAUGUGCUACGAGUACGUGCCCGAGGGGGCGGACCCGGAGCUGCAGCAGAGCAUAGAGAACUGGAAGUCAGACUGGGCGACGCUGAGGAGGAAGAUGGCCGUCAGGAGGAGGGAGCGCAACCCGCACGCCGAAGUCGGCUCGGCGGUCACGACCCCGACCGCGUCGACUCUCUUGGAGAGCCCUCGGGUUUAUUGAAUUAUUGAUCCCCCCGUUUCAUUUUCUCUAGCGAUUGACUACCCUCUAUGAUACCCCAGAAGUUCUACCCUGUAGCGAUGGAUGAGACCAGGAAUGGUUCUCAGACCAUCGUCGGCAUUGAUUGGCGUCUAGUUUUUAAUGGGGUUUGGAAUGAGUUCAAGCGGAACGAAGUACAGGAAAAUAUGUAACUCAAAGUGGGAUGCAACCGCCAUCCAAUGGUUUUAUGCCCGCAGACCCUGCAGAAGCCCUCAUGUAGGUAAUAAUAGCUCCUGUCACCACUAUGACAUAAAGGAUAGAGGGG